GGGACUUCCUCUCUCCUGCGGAUGCGACAUCAGGGCUGAAGCAGGCAGAAAGGGCUUGGUCGGGGUGUCACCGGGUCCCGAUCCGUGCGUCUCUCUCCGGACGGCAGAUAUCCCAGCCGAACUGGACGCCGCUGUCGCCGCAGCUGGAAGCCCCCCGUAGAGGAGCCUCCUCCUCGGCUAUGCUGCCCUGAGAACGCCGCGACCACCCGCCUCGCCAAAAUGUCUGAUGUCAACAAGACUGUUCAGAAAUGGCACGCCAGUUUUAAGAAAGGCACAGACUUUGACUCGUGGGGGCAAUUAGUGGAGGCGAUAGAUGAGUACCAAAUUCUAGCCAGACAACUACAAAAGGAGGUCCAGUCUACAAAUUCUUCAGACUUCACAGAGGAGCAGAAGAAAAACUUAGGAAAGAUUGCAACAUGCCUAGAGAUGAGAAGUGCCAGUUUGCAGUGCACCCAGUCAAAGGAGGAGUUCAAGUUAGAGGACCUGAAGAAACUGGAGCUCAUAAUCAAGAACAUACUCACCUAUAACAAAGAAUUUCCCUUCGAUGUCCAGCCAGUGCCAUUAAGGAAAAUUCUGGCUCCGGGUGAGGAGGAGAACUUGGAGCUGGAGGCAGAGGACGAUGCUGCUGCAGGAGCAGGAUCGACAGGAACAUUCCCACCAAGAGCUCCCGGUACUCUGUUGCCGCGGUUACCGUCAGAACCCGGGAUGACGCUACUCACACUAAGAAUAGAGAAAAUUGGGCUGAAGGACGCCGGCCAGUGCAUCGACCCGUACAUGAGCAUCAGCGUCAAAGAUGUGAAUGGAGUUGAUCUGAACCCAAUGCAGGACACUCCCGUGGCCACCAGGAAGGAAGACACGUACAUUCACUUCAGCGUGGACAUAGAAAUUCAGAGGCAUGUAGAGAAAUUACCAAAAGGAGCAGCUAUCUUCUUUGAAUUCAAGCACUACAAGCCCAAAAAGAGGUUCACCAGCACAAAAUGCUUCGCCUUCAUGGAAAUGGACGAGAUCAAACCCGGACCGAUUGUCAUUGAACUGUACAAGAAGCCAACGGACUUUAAGAGGAAGAAACUGCAGCUGCUCACAAAGAAGCCGCUUUAUCUCCACCUCCAUCAGACGCUGCACAAGGACAGCUAAGCCCCGUCUCGCCGUUUAAUCUCACUGCAUAUCCAGGGAAACGUGGUGUUCCUCCUCAUCGCCACAUUCAGCAAUACCAAAUGAAGGCCGAGGUGUGAAGAAAGUAAAAGGAUCCGAUCUCCUCACAUGGAUUUUAUGAAUUUAAGUGCUUUUUUUUGGCUUCUGUUACAGAGUCCUAUUAAUAUACUUUAAACCAGCAGAAACAUUUUAAAGCAGUUUAAGACGCCUCAUGUAGCUCUCUGAUUUUUCUUUUCAGGUGGAGUCACUGCAGGUACUUCUGGUAUGUUUUGUUAUGUGACAAAACUCUGGACUUUAAAACACAAAAAACCCCCCAGCAAAACAUUAACUCCUUAAUCCAACCACUGUUUUGGGAAAACUUUCAUCCUCUUCCUGGAAUAUUUAGUUUGUUCAAUUUAGUGUUUAUUCUUUGACUGCUGCUGAAUGUGUCUGGAGAAGGGGUUCAAACGGAGGCAUUUAAUCGGGAUUGACGCCACUGAAAACACAGUACUGGGUUUACAAGGAGUCAGCAACAACAGAUGAUUGUGAAGCUGUCAAAGUUUAAGCAGAUAUGGCACAAUUCCCUUAAAUAAUUAGAAAACAAAAGCUGCCGAAAGUGGGCAAAACUGUACUUAACUGACAGGAUUUGCUGUAGCAUCCUAGAAUUGUAUAAAACUCCACAAUAUGUUGGUAUUUUUAACUUCUCAAAUAGAGAUAGACACCUAAAAUUAUAAAACUUCUCACUAUACUAACAGUAUGAUGUUGUGAAAAAGUAUUUCUCCCCUUAUAGAUUUUCUCAAACUAAUUUUCAAGCAAAGAUGAAUAAAAACAAAAAGCAUUUUUUUUUUU
Xiphophorus couchianus (Monterrey platyfish) is the source of this 1980-nucleotide messenger RNA. RefSeq names its product axin interactor, dorsalization associated (gene aida). Gene Ontology annotation, cellular component: membrane. The transcript is spliced from 10 exons. Gene Ontology annotation, molecular function: phosphatidylinositol binding. NCBI's taxonomy places the organism in Eukaryota, Metazoa, Chordata, Actinopteri, Cyprinodontiformes, Poeciliidae. Gene Ontology annotation, biological process: determination of ventral identity. Bases 220 to 1134 code for a protein of 304 amino acids. The record is from RefSeq and is a predicted model, not a curated record.